GGUCCCCCGCCACCUCCAGCUCCGGCCUCGCCUCCUUCCCCCGGGUCGGGGACCACGCCCCGGGCCGCUCCACGGCCCAGAGGUGGCCGGUGCCCAGGGAGGGUGGAGAGGAGGGCGCCGCGGGAGAGGAAGGAGAAGGGGGAGGAGGAGGAGGAGAAGGAGGAGGAGGAGAAGGAGGAGGACGAGGGAGGAGGGUGAGGGAGGAGGAGGAGGAGGAGGAGGAGGGCGAGGGAGGAGGAGGAGGAGGAGAAGGAGGACGAGGGAGGAGGAGGAAGAGGAGGGAGGAGGAGGAGGAGGAGGGAGGAGAGGGGAGGAGGAAGCAGCGGCGGAGGAGGGAAGCCUUUGGGGGUUGGUCAAGGGAAGUGCGACGUGUCUUCCCAGCCUUUUUAAAGCUCCUUCCCCGCUGCUUGCCCGGCUUCCUUCCGUCAGUCCGCCAGUCCUCCCUCCUCGGGGACCGAGCGAGUCCGGCCGCCAGUGCUGCCAUCCCGCCCCGCGCCCGUCCCGCCGCCGCCGCCGCCGCCGCCCGUGCCCCCCGCAGCAUGUCCGGGAUCAAGAAGCAAAAGACGGACACCCAACAGAAAUCCACAAAUGUGGUCUAUCAGGCUCACCACGUGAGCAGGAACAAGAGAGGCCAGGUCGUUGGGACCAGGGGAGGAUUCCGAGGCUGCACCGUGUGGCUAACCGGGCUCUCUGGUGCUGGAAAAACCACCAUCAGCUUCGCUCUGGAGGAGUACCUGGUGUCCCACGCCAUCCCUUGCUACUCCCUGGAUGGAGACAACGUGCGCCACGGACUCAACAAGAACCUCGGCUUCUCCGCCGGCGACCGGGAAGAAAACAUCCGUCGGAUCGCCGAGGUGGCCAAGCUCUUUGCCGACGCGGGGCUGGUUUGCAUCACCAGCUUCAUCUCUCCGUUUGCAAAGGACCGGGAGAACGCACGGAAGAUUCAUGAGUCGGCGGGUCUCCCCUUCUUUGAAAUCUUUGUCGAUGCCCCUCUGAACAUCUGUGAAAGCAGAGACGUGAAAGGCCUCUACAAGAAAGCCAGGGCUGGGGAAAUCAAAGGGUUCACGGGAAUUGACUCUGAAUACGAAAAGCCAGAAACCCCCGAGCUGGUCGUGAAGACCAACUUGUCGUCCGUGAGUGACUGUGUGCAGCAGGUGGUGGACUUGCUGCAGGAGCAGACCAUCGUGCCCCACUCCGCAAUCAAAGGCAUCCACGAGCUUUUCGUGCCCGAAAACAAACUGGACGCGGCCCGGGCUGAAGCCGAGAAGCUGCCUUCCUUACCCAUCACCAAGUUGGAUUUGCAGUGGGUCCAAGUGCUGAGCGAAGGCUGGGCCACGCCUCUCAAGGGCUUCAUGAGAGAGAAGGAGUUUCUGCAAGUGCUGCACUUUGACACGCUGCUGGACGACGGAGUCAUCAACCUCAGCGUUCCCAUCGUGCUCCCCGUCUCCGAGGAUGACAAGAAGCGCCUCCAGAGCUGCAGCGAGUUCGCUCUGGAAUACGAGGGGCGGAAGGUGGCCAUCCUGAGAGACCCGGAGUUCUACGAGCACAGGAAGGAGGAGCGGUGCGCCCGCAUCUGGGGGACCACCUGUGCCCAGCACCCCCACAUCAAGAUGGUGAUGGAGAGUGGGGACUGGCUGGUUGGGGGAGACCUCCAGGUCCUGGAGAGAGUCCGCUGGAACGACGGCCUGGACCAGUACCGCCUCACGCCCCUGGAGCUCAAGCAGCGCUUUAAAGAGAUGAAUGCAGAUGCCGUGUUCGCGUUCCAGCUGCGCAAUCCCGUGCACAACGGCCACGCGCUCCUGAUGCAGGACACGCGGCGGCGCCUCCUGGACAGAGGCUACAAGCACCCGGUCCUCCUGCUGCACCCCCUGGGCGGCUGGACCAAGGACGACGACGUCCCGCUCCAGUGGCGCAUGAAGCAGCACGCGGCCGUGCUGGAGGAGGGCGUCCUGGACCCCAAGUCCACCAUCGUGGCCAUCUUCCCCUCUCCGAUGCUCUACGCGGGCCCCACCGAGGUUCAGUGGCACUGCCGCUGCCGAAUGAUCGCGGGGGCCAACUUCUACAUCGUGGGCCGGGACCCUGCGGGAAUGCCCCAUCCCGAGACCAAGAAAGACCUUUAUGAGCCCACUCAUGGGGGGAAAGUGCUGAGCAUGGCCCCGGGGCUCACGUCUGUGGAAAUCAUCCCUUUCCGCGUGGCUGCCUACAACAAGACCCAGAAAUCCAUGGCCUUCUAUGACCCAGCAAGACACAAUGAGUUUGACUUCAUCUCAGGAACCCGGAUGAGGAAGCUCGCCCGGGAAGGAGAGAAUCCUCCCGACGGCUUCAUGGCCCCCAAGGCCUGGCAGGUGCUCACGGACUACUACAGGUCCCUGGAGAAGAACAACUAGGCCCCGGGCCCUCCGCUCGGCCCCCCGGGAGGGAACGAGCGCUCUUCUUCAUCUUUCCGCUUUUGUGAUUAGAGGCUGAGUAGUUGUGCUACUUUCCGACGUUGAGAGACCCUUUCUGCCCAGGUCCCCUGAGGCCCGACAUUCUGGAAGAACGGCCCGGCCCCAGACCUUGUCCACUGCCCUUCUGUGUCUCUGCUCUUUUGUGACCAGCCGAGAAGCCCGAGCCCCCUCCCCACAGGCCCAGACGCGGGACCGAAAAUCUGCCUGAGCCAAAAACAUGCUGGCCCAGAGACCAAAGGGUGUGUGUGUGUGUGUGUGUGAUUGUGUAUGUGUGUGUGUGAUUGUGUGUUUAUGUGAGUGUGUGUGACUCUGUGUGUGUGUGACUGUGUGUGUGGUCUCAGACAUGCCUGCUGCCUUUUCUGGAACUCCGACCCCCCAAAGAGCCAUGAUGUCCUCGAGGUCCUUCAGCUGCCCAAAGGUCUCCUGCUCCAAAUCCCUCUUCCUGCAGAUGAGGAAACUGAGGCCAGAGAAGGGUCCCCCCUAAGUCAGACCCCGGGUGCCUCUGUACCAGAGGGGGGCUCCUGAGCCGUGCUAUACAGUGGGCUCAAAUGUGAAUACAAAUGUGGAUUCUCUGGCCUCAUUUUGGCUUAGAAAUCAUUUUCUUUUGUUUUUACUGUAUUUUAUUCUGGUCCGACAAGCACCGCAUAAGCAGCGGCUCUGGCGGCUGUUGUGUCCUCCCUGUGCCUUUAUCCUUCCAGAGGAGCCGGAGACUCACCAAGAGCCUUGCCGGCCUUCAGAGAGCAGGAGACCCGGCUAGUGUCGAGACGUCUGUUCCAGGGUCUUUGUCACAAAAAGAGCCCUCCUAGCUCCGAGAGCAGCCGCUCGUCCCCUUGCUGUGGCUUUUGGUUUGUGCAGAGAGAGAUGGGGACGAGAAAGGGGAUCCUGGGACUUCUCUGGUUUCCCGCGUGUCUUUUCCAAAUCUGAGCCUUCGUCUCUGAAAGUUCUCACCACAAGGUGCCUCGGUGCAAACCCCGCCCGGCCGCCCGCUCGUGCUUCCGCGACGCUGUUUCUCAGUAGGAACUGCUGGCCCCUUUUUCUGGUAGCAUAUUUAUUAAAACCACGAGAAUGGGUUGAGUGCCUUAGCUGCCGUAGCUCAUGGCGUAGCGGUCCCCAAGUAGGCGCCCAACUGCUCUCGCAGCCAAUGAAUACUCCUGUACGCAGAUGAUCGCUUUUUCCUACUUUAAUAAACAUCUUGCAAAUGGAA
Molecule: messenger RNA, 3651 nt
Organism: Antechinus flavipes (yellow-footed antechinus)
Lineage: Eukaryota; Metazoa; Chordata; Mammalia; Dasyuromorphia; Dasyuridae
Gene: PAPSS2
Product: 3'-phosphoadenosine 5'-phosphosulfate synthase 2
Exons: 12
Coding region: 540-2387 (615 amino acids)
Biological process (GO): 3'-phosphoadenosine 5'-phosphosulfate biosynthetic process; sulfate assimilation
Molecular function (GO): ATP binding; adenylylsulfate kinase activity; sulfate adenylyltransferase (ATP) activity
Source: RefSeq, a predicted model, not a curated record